AUGGCGGCAUCUUGUUUGUGGGCGUGUGGCCUGCAGGCCAAGCUCGUGGGCGUGCGGCCUGCAGGUCAAGCUCGUGGGCGUGCGGCCUGCAGGCCAAGCUCGUGGGCGUGCGGCCUGCAGGCCAAGCUCGUGGGCGUGCGGCCUGCAGGCCAAGCUCGUGGGCGUGCGGCCUGCAGGACAAGCUCGUGGGCGUGCGGCCUGCAGGCCAAGCUCGUGGGCGUGCGGCCUGCAGGCCAAGCUCGUGGGCGCGCGGCCUGCAGGCCAAGCUCGUGGGCGCGCGGCCUGCAGGCCAAGCUCGUGGGCGCGCGGCCUGCAGGCCAAGCUCGUGGGCGCGCGGCCUGCAGGCCAAGCUCGUGGGCGCGCGGCCUGCAGGCCAAGCUCGUGGGCGCGCGGCCUGCAGGCCAAGCUCGUGGGCGCGCGGCCUGCAGGCCAAGCUCGUGGGCGCGCGGCCUGCAGGCCAAGCUCGUGGGCGCGCGGCCUGCAGGCCAAGCUCGUGGGCGCGCGGCCUGCAGGCCAAGCUCGUGGGCGCGCGGCCUGCAGGCCAAGCUCGUGGGCGCGCGGCCUGCAGGCCAAGCUCGUGGGCGCGCGGCCUGCAGGCCAAGCUCGUGGGCGUGCGGCCUGCAGGCCAAGCUCGUGGGCGUGCGGCCUGCAGGCCAAGCUCGUGGGCGCGCGGCCUGCAGGCCAAGCUCGUGGGCGCGCGGCCUGCAGGCCAAGCUCGUGGGCGCGCGGCCUGCAGGCCAAGCUCGUGGGCGCGCGGCCUGCAGGCCAAGCUCGUGGGCGCGCGGCCUGCAGGCCAAGCUCGUGGGCGCGCGGCCUGCAAGCCAAACAAAUCCAGAUAAAAGUGGAUGA
This is a messenger RNA of Procambarus clarkii (red swamp crayfish), 849 nucleotides long. Lineage: Eukaryota; Metazoa; Arthropoda; Malacostraca; Decapoda; Cambaridae. The record is from RefSeq and is a predicted model, not a curated record.